AUGCUUCAAAGCGUGGCUAUCAAAAACCACGAUACAAGACUUCUCGCGACCGACACAUUUGACCUUGCCUUUAACGGAAGCUUUUUCACCGACAACAGUAUUGAUUUCAAAUCAUCGUUUGCCGCUUAUGGGACGAGUGUGAUGAAUAUGAGCUACCCUAAGGGCACUACUAGUCAAUAUGCGGUGCAAUCUUUCAACACCUCUGACCAGACUAUCGAGGCAUCCACCGAUAUCUUCGGUAGUUUUUACAUCCGCAACUGCUCCAAUCAGCCGCCUGGGGAUGAUGGGAACCGGCUUGUGUUCUCUAUUUUACGGGCCGACCAGGACAAUGUGAGCUCGACGAUCUUGAUAUGCGAGCCUCGAUACGCUGUUCGUCGUGCAUCUGUCUCUUUGACGGAAGCCGAAACACCCAGCGGUACCGGUGUCAGUGUCGACCUUGAUUCAGACUCGAAAUUCACACUGCCGAUGGUAUCUAAUUGGGAUAUUGCCAUGGGCUUUCGAAGUGCACUACAAGCGGCUCCAGCAAAAUUUGACGAGCCCUUUAAAAACAGCCGAGAUAAGAACAGUAACCCGCCGGUCGUAGCGGGUUCUACUUACGAUGUCUUCUUCCGAUUCUUGAAUACAACGCUGCCCCACUCUACGAUUCACACCCGCAGUCAGGAAGAGGCAAAUCUUGAUCUCAUGAACACCCUCAUGGACACAGAGGUAUUCAAAACACAUGCGAGCCAACUUUUUACUUCCAUAACGGCUCAACUUGCAAAAGAGUAUCUAAUGAUACCCACUAAUGAGUCAUUCAUUGGUACUUCGAUCUCUACCCAGCAACGUCUGCACGUUCGUGUGGUGUCGCUUAGGCUCAUGGAAGCUUCUCUUGGCCUCCUUGUCGUUAUCGCUGCCGCCAUAGCUGCACUCAAGUCACCUUCAGGCGUUACCCGUGAUCCAAGCUCUAUCGGCGAGCUCUCAGCGCUUCUAGUCGGCUCUCCUGAGUUCGUGGAGUCCGUUCGUAGCACCGGUGCUCAAUCCAUGACCAGAAUUGCUCGCCUACUUUCAAGUCGACUUCACGAGAGCUGUAUUGACCGAAGUGCGGACCGGACGGCGAGAUUCCGCAUCCAGACAAUCAUCGAUUUGAAGGCCGGCACGCAGGAAGAAGAGCGUUACAAAGAAUGGGGCAACUCCAAUGGCUCUGACACCAUCGAAUGGUGGCAACCAUUCUCUGUCACAAUCGUAGGUCGAACGGUGUUGCUCGUAGUAGCUACCGCCGCCAUUAUCACUUUGGAGUUGCUGUACCGGUCCUCGCAACGACACGGUGGUAUCGCAAAUUUGCCAUCUGACGAUGCAAGAUACGCCUACACUUAUGUUCCAGCUCUGGUUAUGACAAUCAUUGCUGCCCUUUUCAGUUCACUCGAUUCGUCUCUGAGAAUCUUCCAGCCCUAUCGUAAUCUUCGAAUAGGCGGAUCAAGCGCACAACAAAGUAUUCUGGAUGAUCAACUCGGGAAAAUGUCCAUACAAGCGUUAUACAGUUCUCUGUCGAAGCGACAGUUUGCUGUUUCGGCUUCGACCCUUGCUGUCCUCCUUGCUCCAUUUUUGAGCAUCGCAGUCAGCAGCCUAUAUGGACUGGACUCAUUCGUUUCGCAGUAUCCCGUUGUCGUUCGACAAAUGAACGGCUUUGAUCCGGAGUUGUCCUUGCCCGACUACUACGAUACACAAGUCAAGGAUGGAGCCAGCGCGGCCGCCAUGGUGAUGGGUGCUAAUCUAUCUUUUCCCGCUUGGACGUACAACGAGCUCGUCUUUCCGGAACUGGAGCUGGAUCUGCUGCCAUCUUCUACCCACUUGAACAAAACAGCCUAUGAAAGUGGCUCUGCAACCCUGAACCUGAUCGUUCCAGAUGUUCUAAGAGCUACGGCAAAUUGCUCAGUUACUGGAAUUUACGGUUACGAUUUGACUACGUUGUUCAACUCCAGUUCGAGGUACGGUGCGUAUCAGCCCUACAUCAACGUAUCCGUUCCAAGAGGUUGUGGUGCACCUGGAUUCUCCGAAUUGUCGGAGACAUUUUUAGGCUAUCCACCACAAGCAUCUUAUUUUGCGUGGGUGCAAGACGGUGUGUUGGACGGCGGGAUGUCAAACUGCCACACUCCUCUUAUGGCCGUUUUGGGACAUUGGUGGACAAACGAACGACCCUCGGUACUCCUUUGCAAGCCUUAUAUGCAGCGAGUAGCAGCCAAUAUUACCUUUUCGAUGCCCGACUUCUCCAUCGACUUACAGCAUCCCCCAGUGGCCAUCGAGUCUACUGCGACCUACUUCUCGAACGCCGCCGUGAACGCUACUCUCGACGGCCGUUUCCAACAAUUCAUCGACAAAUCUAACAAUCUCACCCAGUUCUUCUCCACUUUAGUCCACGGCCGUGACGGGAUUCCCAUAGCCGAGCUCGCCGGGCCGAGCAACGAACAGCGCCUCAUAAACGCAGUGGACCAUCAGUAUCGCGUGCUCAUGGCUCAAGUCUACAACACCGCAAUGCGGGUCUCGUCCUAUCCAUCUUCACCGACCAGCGGUGCUGUCUACAGUCAAAUGCUUAAUGGAACCUUGACCGCUCCAAACCGCAAUCGUAUUGUUCAGGACCGCGCCUCUACAUACGUUCUGGAAGGCAUCCUAGCGGCAAUGGUGAUCUGCGUAAUUGUGUCUUGGGUAUGCAUGGACACCCGACGCGUGCUGCCCAAGAAUCCGUGCAGCAUUGCUGCGGUCGCGAGCUUGCUGGCUGGAUCGGAGAUCCUGGGGCAGGAGUUUUUGGGCAGAGGAGCAGAAUGGUUAACCGAUGAGGAGUUGAAAGAGAAGUUCGAAGGAUGGACCUUCAGUCUGGGUUGGUGGGAGCAGGCUGCGGGCGGCAGGAGAAGAUUUGGUAUUGACGUUGGGAACGCAGAUGAAAGCCAAUAA
Molecule: messenger RNA, 2925 nt
Organism: Coniosporium apollinis CBS 100218
Lineage: Eukaryota; Fungi; Ascomycota; Dothideomycetes
Exons: 2
Coding region: 1-2925 (974 amino acids)
Source: RefSeq, a predicted model, not a curated record